GCUUGGGUAACUCUUCUCAUUCGGAAUGAAGCUCCUUUCAGCCGCACUGGUCCUGCUCAUGUCCUCGGCCUUGGCCACGGCACAGAAGAAUGUGAACACGAAUGAAAACAACAUCGUGAUUGGAAAAGUUUGAAAUAAAUACAUAUGUAAUUAAACUGAA
Molecule: messenger RNA, 160 nt
Organism: Drosophila simulans
Lineage: Eukaryota; Metazoa; Arthropoda; Insecta; Diptera; Drosophilidae
Gene: Sfp79B
Exons: 1
Coding region: 26-133 (35 amino acids)
Source: RefSeq, a predicted model, not a curated record